This is a messenger RNA of Alnus glutinosa, 2006 nucleotides long. Its product is annotated as putative disease resistance protein At3g14460. The record is from RefSeq and is a predicted model, not a curated record. The coding region runs from base 1 to 1509 and encodes 502 amino acids. Lineage: Eukaryota; Viridiplantae; Streptophyta; Magnoliopsida; Fagales; Betulaceae. The transcript is spliced from 2 exons.
AUGGGGUAUGAAGCAUUGGAAAGUCUUCCAAGGGUUUUUACAGUUGAUGAUAGCUUAAAACAAAGUAGUGAAUUCCCUUGCCUCCCUGAGCUUUCUAUAUGCACAUGUCCCAACCUGAGAGAACUACCCCAUCUUUUUCCUUCCUUGGCAAUGCUUGAAAUAAAUGGAUGCCAAGAAUUGGCUGAACUUCCAGGGCUUCCUUCAAUCUGUGAAUUAGAAGUAAAUAAGUUUGAUGAAAGGGUGUUACAAAGCGUAGUUAACCUCACCUCGCUUACUUACUUGCGUAUGUGUCAAAUUUCCAUGCUCACAUGUUUUCCUGAAGGGUUUCUUCAACAGUUAACAGCUCUUGAAGAAUUACAGAUCGCUGGUCUUGGUGAGCUCACAACUUCGUCCAAUGAAAUUGGAUUGCAAAAUCUCCAAUGCCUCCAGCAUUUGGAGAUUUCAGGAUGUCCAUUCUUAAAGGAGUUGCCACAAAGUUUAUAUGAACUUUCAUCUCUUAAGGAGUUGAGGGUCUCAAAAUGCCCCUCACUUGUGUCCUUUCCUGCGACAGGCUUGCCUUCCUUGCUCAUAAGCCUUGAGAUCAAGGAUUGUAAGGCUCUGUUGUUCCUAUGUGAAUGGACGAUGCAUGACAAUGAGAAGGCAUUUCCUUUACUUGUAUACUUGGUAAUUGAAGGUUGCUCUUCUCUCACAUCUUUACCAAGAGGCCAGUUGCCCAUCACGCUUAAAACACUUGAAAUCCAUGACUGCAUGAGUUUGGAGUCACUUCCGGAGCAGAUGCAAAGCAAUAUCUGUCUUGAAUUCUUUAAAAUUUCAUGUUGUCAUUCUAUCAUGUCCUUCCCGGAAGGAACUUUUGGGUUGUCCACUGUCACAUCCAACACUGUCAUGAACCUGAAGGAGCUCAUCAUCAGCAAUUGUAAGAACCUCGAGUCAUUACCUGAAGGGAUACAGAACCUCAAGGGUCUCGAUUACUUGGAAGUAGUUGAGUGCCCACUAAUUUUACCUUUUCCAGAACCUGGCUUGCCAACCAAGCUGCGAUCAAUAAGAAUCUCUAAUUGCAGGCGUCUCAAGUCCCUGCCACAUCAAAUGUACAGCCUCACAUCUCUUGAAGUACUACAUAUAGAUGGUUGCUCAAGUCUUGCAUCAUUUCCAGAAGGGGGCUUACCGGCCAAUCUGUUGUCACUCACAAUCUUAGACUCUGAGAAUCUCAGGCCCUCAUACGAGUGGGGGCUGCACAGACUCACUUGUCUUGUGGACUUGUCCUUUGGUGGAUGUCAAGGGUUGGUAUCUUUUCCUGAGAAGUGUUUGCUGCCUUCUAGUUUAUCCUCUCUUCAUCUUGAGCGACUGCCAAAUCUUGAAUCCCUGCCCCAGAGAUUGGAAAACCUCACCACUCUUGAUAAUCUAGAAAUAUGGGAAUGUGACAGGCUUGGGGCCUUGCCAGAGCUCAAAUACUUUCGAGUUUGGAAUUUUAGGAUAUCCUUUGAUAUAAAGUUAGUAGAGAAAUCUGCUUGAGAAAGGUUUCCUUCAAGAAAUCUGCACCGAGAAACAAGCAGCCGACCUUUGGUUAUAUGGGUUUUGUUUGAAUUUGGUGUGAAGGAGUCGUAGACUAAACUCAUUUAUAUUUCACUCGAUCUUAUUAGACUAUCCGGAAAGGCCCUUGGAGUUUUGGAAAAACCAAGAGUUGUUUAUGCAGAAUGUGGAGGGGCAGCUGGUGUUGUACAAUCUGUUAACCCAUAUAAAGAAGGAUGUUCUUCCAAUUCAUCGGAAUAGCCUUGCUGGGGAUAGCACUGAUAGGGAUAUUAGACUGUUACAAGUUUUUCCCAACGCGAGUUCGAUGAAGUGGGAAAGGAUGGAGUUGGACUUGAAGAAGUAUGAAGUUGGUCUAUCGUGAGGUGUGAUAACCUCAAGACAGAAAAGUGUGACGUUUCUUCUCGACUCUUUCUUAUGUUAGAAGGUGCAAAAUUAAUAGGUGCCGGAGCUGCUUAGAUCAACUCAAUCUUUGGUGAGCA